AUGCUCCGUCUAGGCGUAGCUGCUGCACUCGUGCUCGUCUUCUGCCACUUCUCGCCAUCAGGCAGCACCGCGUGUCAGCUGCUACCCAGCUUCCCGCCGGCGGUCUUCUGCGUCGACGCCAACGGCUGCUGCAAUUUCACCACCGUCCAGGCAGCUGUCGACGCAGUUCCGCCCAACAGCCAGAACCGGAGCAUUGUGUGGAUCAAUUCUGGCAUCUACUUUGAGAAGGUGAUUGUGAAGAAGCCGAACGUCACGUUUCAGGGACAAGGCCUGAAGGCGACCACGAUCGUGUGGAACGACACGGCAAAUUCUACACAUCGAACACCCAAGAGCGCGUCUGUCCAGAUCGAUGCACCUGGCUUUGUUGCAAAAAACAUUAGCUUCAAGAAUGCAGCACCAGCUCCGAAACCUGGAGCUGUAGGUGCACAAGCUGUUGCCAUAAGGAUCAGCGGUGACAUGGCAGCGUUCUGGGGCUGCGGCUUCUUUGGCGCCCAAGACACUCUUCUUGACGAUCAAUUCAGGCAUUAUUUCAAGGAAUGCUUCAUCGAAGGAAGCAUCGACUUCAUUUUCGGGGAUGGACGGUCCUUGUACGAGAACUGCAAGCUCAACAGCAUCGCCGAAGAAUUGCCCCAAGGCCAGCACUCGAUCAACGGAGCAAUCACGGCACAAGGUCGAAAGUUUCCAGAUAACGAUACCGGCUUUUCAUUCGUCGGCUGCACCAUCCAAGGCUCUGGUAAUAUCCUGCUCGGACGGGCGUGGGAAGCAUACUCUCGCGUGGUCUUCGCGUACACCUACAUGCCAGCCAUCGUGGCAUCAGAGGGAUGGGACAACUGGGGCCAAGAGAACAGAAACAGCACCGUCUUCUUCGGCGAGUACGGAUGUCGCGGAGACGGCGCGAACAUGGCGGGAAGGGUGCCGUAUGCCAGGAAGCUCGACGACUCGCAAGCUCGUCCAUUUCUCGACCAAUCAUACGUUGACGGCCACGAAUGGCUGAAGCCAUUCGACGACUUACUCAUUGCCCCUAAAUGGCGGCCACUCUUAAAAGCUUCUGAUCAAGAAAAGAUGAAGGAGGUGGUGGACCGUCUGAAGCACUGGGCGAUGAACUUCUGCCCGAGCGUAGCCUGCGUCUCAGAUAUUGAGGAGAUCUGA
Molecule: messenger RNA, 1149 nt
Organism: Panicum virgatum (switchgrass)
Lineage: Eukaryota; Viridiplantae; Streptophyta; Magnoliopsida; Poales; Poaceae
Product: probable pectinesterase 8
Exons: 6
Coding region: 1-1149 (382 amino acids)
Biological process (GO): cell wall modification
Molecular function (GO): pectinesterase activity
Source: RefSeq, a predicted model, not a curated record